GUACGAUUCAAUUGGGGAAGUUUAAAUCAAAUUAAAAGACAUUCCGUCGUUUUGUUGUGGUCAAGCAGUUUAGUGUGUGCAAUAGUAAGUUCCUUGCAUAAGUGUGUUGACAUCAAUUGCCGAAAAUGGGUUCUUUGCCCCAACUUUCAAUUAUAAAAGGUCCUUCCAGACAACUAGUUCCCAUAAAAAUUCACAAACUUUUUGAAACAGUUGCCGAAGAAAAUAAAAAUAUUAAUGCACUUCUUUUUGAAGAGGGCAAUGAAAUCAGGACGUUUACAUACGAGCAGUUAGACAAGCUGACCAACAAAUUGUCAAGGACAAUUUAUGAGGAGAUUAAAAAUAACAAUCUACCCAGAAACAGGGAUGGAGAUUUUAUAGUAGCCGUAAAUCUUUUACCAAGUGAUUAUUUGGUAAUUGUACUACUUGCCAUAUGGAAAGCAGGAGCUGCCUAUCUUCCCCUGGACAGGGCCUUUCCAGGAUCCAGGAUCGAACACAUUAUCCGCGAAUCCAAACCUGCAAUGGUCAUUUAUGACCAAGAUUCAGAAUUUUAUUUGGAUACACAUAAAAUAUCAUUGGAUGAUCUUGUAAAACAAAGUGGUAACCAAUCGGAAGAAUCCUUGCAAAUUGAAAAAAACCUUAUUCAUAAGAGAGACGACCUUGCAAUAGUUUUAUAUACCUCUGGCAGCACCGGUAUACCAAAAGGAGUGCGGUUGCCACACAAAGUGAUUCUUAAUCGAUUACAAUGGCAGUUUAAAACGUUUCCCUACAGCAAAACCGAGAAAAUUUGCGUGUUUAAAACAGCUCUAACCUUCGUUGACAGCGUUUCUGAAAUUUGGGGUCCUUUAAUUAACGGACGGACUAUUCUGGUCGUUCCCAAAACUACUACACAGGAUCCAGAUAAAUUAGUUAAGUUGCUGGAUUCCUACAAGGUCGAGAGACUAGUACUAGUACCAUCAUUAUUGAGAUCUAUGUUGAUGUUCUUAGACUUAAUGAAGGGUAAACAAUAUUUAUCAAACCUAAAAAUAUGGGUUUGUUCUGGGGAAACAUUGGUCGUAUCACUUGCUGAGGAAUUCUUUAAAUAUUUUCCUGAAAAUGAGCAUAAACUUUGUAACUUUUACGGAAGCACUGAAAUAAUGGGAGACGUCACUUAUCACAUCAUUUCAGGACCAAAAGAAAUACAACAUAUAGAUAAAGUACCAAUAGGAUUGCCAGUGGAUAAUACUAUCAUCUAUUUAUUGGAUCACGAUUUCAGGCCAGUUAAAGGCGGAGAGGUAGGCGAAUUAUUCGUUUCAGGACUAAACCUGGCUGCAGGAUAUGUAAACGGAAGGGAUCCCGAAAAGUUCUUAAACAAUCCAUUAGCGAUUGAUCCUACCUACGCCAAACUGUACAGAACUGGCGAUUUUGCUCGUUUAGAAAAAGGUACAAUUUUAUACGAGGGUCGUACAGAUUCACAAAUAAAAAUUCGUGGACAUCGUGUAGAUUUAUCUGAAGUAGAAAGGGCAGUAAACGCCCUAGAUGUUGUGGAAAAAGGCAUUGUUUUGUGCUACCAACCUGGAGAAAUAACUCAAGCUUUAUUAGCUUUUGUAACUACAACAUCUCUGGUCAAUGAACACAAAAUCGAAGAACUGUUAAAGGAGACUUUAACCUCAUACAUGAUUCCUCAAGUUAUUCUUGUAGAGAAAAUUCCAUUGCUGGUAAAUGGAAAGAUUGAUAGACAGGCUUUAUUGAAGAGCUAUGAAAAUACCAACAAUAAUGAUGAUAGUUGUUAUCAAGUGGAUAUUGACUACCACGGAGUACCCAUAAGCAAAAUGAAGGCAGCGCAAGUUUUAUUCGAAACAGUGGCAUCUGUAUUAAAUCGUUCAGCUAGAAAUUCAAUUUCAGUAAAUGCAAACUUCUAUGAAAUUGGAGGAAAUUCAUUGAAUUCCAUCUUUACUAUUUCAAGGCUAAAUGAUCAAGGAUAUUUUAUAAAUGUCGGUGACUUUAUUUCCGCAAUGGAUCUUGGCGAGAUUCUGGAAAGAAUGACAUCUGAAACUAAAAUUGAUACCCAACCACCGAGAUUUUCAUCCGACUUAUUAAAACCAGCACACAGAUCACAAGUCUUAGAUAUGGUAACAACUAGUUUUUAUCAAAAAGCCGAACUAGAGCAGCUUAUUAUUUCCGAAAUAUCAGAAUCUGACUAUAAGGAACUAUUGGGAGCUCUAUGGGAGCCUUUGGUUGAAAAAAAUCUAAGUUUCAUCGUUUUUAAUGAAACCGGUAAAGUCGUAGGUGUGGCUUUAAAUUUUGAUGCCAGAGAUGAACCCGAGGUUGAAAUUACUUCAAAAUUAACUGUGAUAUUUGAGUUUUUGGAAAGUAUUGAGGGACCUAUUAGGGAUAAUCAACUACCCCCUGGUAAAGGUUCAGUUCUUCAUUCUUUUAUGAUGGCCACACACUCGUCUUUAACUUCAAAAGAAAAUGUAGCAGUGAUGCAAUUUAUGGAGAAUGAAGUAUUAAAACUUGCCAGGAAACGUGGAUUUGCAGGAAUAUUUACUACUAAUACCAGUCCCUUGACACAACAACUGGGUACAAAUGUGUAUAAAUACAAAACAAUGUUGGAUUUCCAAAUCAACACCUACGUUGCAAGUGAUAACACCAAGCCAUUUGGUUUGGCUCCUGAUGAUCUAAGGGCAAUAGUGCAAUGGAGAACCAUUUAAACAUUUGCAAAUAACAGUAUUUAUUGUUUAGUUUUUAGUACAUUUAUAAAGUUGUAAACAGUAGUGAUCCUUCACGGAGACAAGGACAGGUGACACCUACAGCCUUUAGAGUAUUUGACGCACUAUUGUUACUAUUAUGUAUACUAUACUCACGGAACGCUUCUGCUUGUAGAUAAUAUAAAUAGGUAAUAAUUAAAUAUUUAGAAAAAAAUGAGCUUAUAAAGAACUAUAUUCAU
Brassicogethes aeneus is the source of this 2926-nucleotide messenger RNA. The record is from the annotation of a GenBank genome assembly. Lineage: Eukaryota; Metazoa; Arthropoda; Insecta; Coleoptera; Nitidulidae.